Ruditapes philippinarum (Manila clam) is the source of this 1231-nucleotide messenger RNA. RefSeq lists its product as uncharacterized. The transcript is spliced from 6 exons. Lineage: Eukaryota; Metazoa; Mollusca; Bivalvia; Venerida; Veneridae. The record is from RefSeq and is a predicted model, not a curated record. The coding region runs from base 124 to 717 and encodes 197 amino acids.
CUGUCAAUACAUUACGUCACAAUACAUUCUUAAAAAGGAAAAACUACGAUUUAUAAAUUAUUGUUUAAUCAUUCAGCAAUACUUGGAGAGAAAAUCAUAAUAAUAUCUCUAAAAAUUCAUAUAAUGAAAAUAUUGUUUAUAUCGUUUAUUUGUACAGCGUUGUUGUCUACAGUAGAAGCUGCCGGCGUCUGCAAUGAGACAUGUACAUUCACACAGAUCUGCGGAAAUGACGGGAUGUGUUACGAACGAUCAGAACUAGUUAAAUGCACUUUAUGGGGAAGCAUGUAUGUACAUUACUGUAAAAAAGGACAGGAGUGUUGCGGUAAAAAAUGUAUGCCAUAUGGGGCAGACUGUUGCAGCGGUUCAGAAUAUUGUGACAACGCACGUACAUGUUGUACUGGAGACGUGUGUUGUUCACCUGAAAAAGUCUGCAAAAAUGGUGCUUGUGUUAUUCAAGAACAGAACGAACAAACAUACAAACACACAAAUGUGAACAUCAGCUGGUGGUAUAUUCUACUCAUCAUAGCGGUGUGUGUGGCAUUUCCUGUCGCUGUUUUCAUAUGGAAGCGAAGACGUGCACGAAUCAGAGCUAAUACUCAGCCUAGCAGAAUUGUUAUGGUACAUAGUAAUCCAGUCCAUACACCGGUGCAAUCCACAACUGUUUUCGGACGUACAAACGGACGACCACAAAACAUUGCUUUUAUUGUAACAAAGUGAAUAUAACAAGAGAGUGGCAAUGUUUUUCUCAUGUUUAACACUACAACUAAAGUCAAUGUUCUUUCUACUAAAACAACAUGUUAAACAUAGGAUAGUGGUUGAAUUGAACACAUAAUUGUAACUCAUUCUGUACAUUGGAUAUUGAAAGACACUGUGAUAAUAAAAUCAAUUGUAAAAAAGUAGAUAAAACGAAAACAGUAUCACAGCCCUCAAAGUUUGACUUUUUAAUAAAUUAUAGAUAGGUCAGGAUUUUUACUGAGAUGUUUAGGUCAUAACCACUAAGUCUUAACAUCCCUAUAUUUUGUAUGGUAUUGAUAGUGAUUAAGAAUAUUGAAACAUUAAUGAAUGCCUAAAAAUGAGAACGGUAAAUCAAAGAGUGUUACAGACUGGAACCUCCGUAUUUUCUCUGUAAUGAUAUAUUUUUCUGUUCCGUCAGGAAACCACGUAAGAAGGUGCUAAAGGUGUAAUAUGUUGCAUUGUUCAUUCUUUCAAAUAAAUAGACACAAUAAACCUA